This is a messenger RNA of Solea solea (common sole), 2329 nucleotides long. RefSeq lists its product as uncharacterized. The transcript has 12 exons. The coding region runs from base 110 to 2329 and encodes 739 amino acids. Gene Ontology annotation, molecular function: protein binding. Lineage: Eukaryota; Metazoa; Chordata; Actinopteri; Pleuronectiformes; Soleidae. The record is from RefSeq and is a predicted model, not a curated record.
CUUUAUUCUGCACAGCAACAAGUACAGUGAUAAAAGAACCAAUAUAGUUAUAUUAAACUCUCAAUGAUGAGUUUAAGGCUUUUCAGGAUAUACAGUGUUUCUUUUCCACAUGUCCACAGGCUGUGUGUUGCAGUGCGAGGACGACCAGUCUCCUCUGCACAGCCUGGAGCAGGCUGCUCGCCACUACGCCUCAGCUAUCAGACUGAGCACCAGAGAGGCCAGACUCCACUUCCUGUUAGGUCUCGUUCUGGAGGAACAGUACUACGCCACAGAGAUGUACGGCCUUCAGAGGAAGACAUACAGGGACAGAGAUGAAUUAAGCGAUGGCAGAUCAUCGGCACGUCAGGAUGAAAUUCUGGCCGUGUGUAAACUCCACGGUUUCAUGGGCACGCCCACUGUGGAGAACCAGCUCCAGGCCUUGGAUAAAGAGUAUCAGCAGCUAAAGGAGCAGGGGCAGUCCAGUAAAGCAGACUAUGUUCAGACUCUCUACAUGUGGCUCUCCAAGAAAACUGGCAAGGAUCGGAAUUUAGCCGUGCAUGAUGAAGAGAACCACAGCGCUGUCCACCGAGCUCUGAUGAAAUACCUGGACGCCUGGUCUCUCAGUCCAGACAGCUGGGAGUACAACCUACAUGUAGGAAGGCUGCUGCUGCUGCAGGGAAGGAGCCGAGAAGCACUGCAGCAUCUGCAGAGCGGCCUCGCACUGCGUCCCCUGCAUCCUGCACUCAGACUCUUCACUGGACUGGCUCUGCUGCAGCAGGAAGAGAAAGCCUCAGAGGAAACAGAGAAGGAGGCUUCUCUGUUCUUGCAACAGGGACUGGAGCACUUUGUCAGCCAGCGCUGCAGCAAGAGCUGGGUGAAGCAGGAUCAAUCAGAGACUCUGUCCAGCCUCAACACACAGUUCCUGCGAGGGCUUCUCACACUGGGCCAACUGCAGCAGAGAAACACACUGUGUGCGAAGGCCAUGAGCGCCCAACAGGUCUAUCACACUGUGGCAGUGCUGGCCGCCCAGAGUGUGAGUCAGUGCGUGUGUCGUGGCGAGGUGAGCAGGCAGCUGGAGUGGGUGCUGCUGGACGCUCACUUCGCUCUGCUGCUAAGUCUGGUCCAGCAAAGUGAGCGCCAGGCCGGGGACGACAUCAAGAGACAGUCCCCGGUGGCAAAGAGAUGCCAGGCCCUCUCAGCUCUGAUACACCUCACGUCCAUCCCCCCGUGUCAGGAGCUGCUGGACAUGCAGGAGAAAACAUGCCAGCUGGCAGUAGUGACCACACCACGGGACAGCUAUGCCCUGUGUCUCCUGGGUCUGGCUCAGCUGGCUCAAUAUGGUAAUGACCCAAAUUCAGACAGGUCAAAGGAAGCCAUAACGGACGCCCGCCUCAGCUUCCAGGCCAGCAUCGAUCUGGAAAGCAGGAGACAGCAUGGGGAGCCACCUGAGCAGCUGACCAAACAAAGGUGGUGGCAGGAGCGACAGGAGGCUGCCAGACAAGCCAUCGCCCAGCCAAAAGUCGUGAAGGGGCCUUCUGAGUCCAGUGUGGCUAAGAGAGGUGCUCGGCGGGGCAGAGGGGGGCCUGGUCAUGGCCGAGCGACUGCAGCUGUGAUCAAACCUCCUGCUCCUACACCUCCAGCCCCUGUUAGAGGAGGGAAAGUUGCCAGGCCUGCAGCUAAAACCCCAGCAACCAGGGGGAGAGCUGGAGCAGCAGCAAAGCCAGAUAGAUCAACUAAAGCCUCCAGCAAUUCAACUAAUAAAGCCCAGCUCCCUGCCAACAAGUCUAAACAAGCUUGUUGCCCUGAUACUGUUGAGACAGCAGAGGUUACAGCGUCUCCUGUGGAGGACAGAGUCCCUGUGUACAGUCCGAUGAACCGCAGGUCUCACGUCUCGCGGCUCGGUCUGGCCCGCGCCCUCUCUCACUCCGCAGACACCCAGGACGAGGCGAAGCAGCUCUACAGAGAGGUCAUCGUCAUGGCACCAGGGGUCCAUGAUGCUUACGCCGAGCUCGGGCAGCUGCUGGAGCCAUCAGACCCUCUGGCUGCUGUGGACUUGUACUGCAGGUUUCCUCUGAAGCCUGUGGCCGAGCAAAGCUUCGAUGACGCCUUCAUCACGGGAGAGAUCGUCCGUCUGCUGAUGGCACAGGAGCAGUACUACCACCCACAGCUGGGCCCCAGCCUCGCAGCAUACGGAAAAGUCAUGGGCCUAAGCAGCAUAGAGAAAUACAUCAACAUCCUGGAGGAGAAGUCCAUGACCAACCUGCUGAGAAGUGUCUACUCCACUAUGCAUGGCAGGCAGGAGGACGACGAAGAGCUGCAGGGCUUUUUCAAGUUCAAAUGUUGGAUAUGA